This is a messenger RNA of Amoebophrya sp. A25, 4290 nucleotides long. The record is from the annotation of a GenBank genome assembly. Lineage: Eukaryota; Dinophyceae; Syndiniales; Amoebophryaceae.
AGACUAGGUUGGAAGGAUCCUUAUUUGCUUGACUACCCAAAUUUUGCUUUUUAUCUUCGCAACUCCAAUUACUUCUUACUUUCUUUGUGAUGCAGGUCGUGGGUAUUGAAGCAAUUCGUUGACAAGUUACCGAGCUAUUUUGUAGUAAGCAGACUAACUACAUGUACAUGAUUUUAGAUUAUCGAUAUCAGGACUAGAACAUCUACAUCAUCAACCGUAUCCGUAACGUCAAGCGACUAUAGCCUAGCAAAAAGAUGCCGGUGCUCGGAAGAGGCGGGGACCGUUUGUACCUUGGGCGAGGGCUCCAGGAUGUCUCGGAGGGUGACCUUUUUGUCGCGGUCAGCGACGCGAUGUCUGCUCGUUUUGACUUCGUGUCUUUUCCUCUCGGAAGGAGCACGAUAAGGAAAGAUCAAGGACAGGAGAUUGAUGCAGGAAAGGAACAUCAGGAUAAUCAUGGAGGUGACGAGUUGGCUGCGAUCGAAGCUGAAACGCAGUCGAUCUCGACGAGAUUUGGUGCUAAAGGAGACGAAACGGUGUUGACGUUUGCGCCGUCGAUUUCUUCAGACCUGGUCAUGGAAGGCAGCAUGUGGAGCAGCUCUGUCGUUGGCGUUUGUUCGACUCAUUUAGACCCCGAGAACGGCGUAGCAGAUGUCAAAGCGCUUGAAACGGAAAUGUCGUUCGGCUGCCACCUAGGUCUCUUUGCGCUGCAGUUGCCGCCACCGAACCCACAGGGCUGUGCGCGUUACGCAGCAAUGCUCAAUCGUUAUUUACUGUCGCGCGAGACUGCUGGCGUGCCUCUGGUAGUGCGCGUUCCGCUUCGGUAUACUGUUUCAAAAAUGCCGAAAGAAGGGCAGAAGGAGAACGAUGAAAUAGUAUCUGUAGACGGUUGGAGUGUGUGGAACCAGUUCCGGAGCCUGAUCGAGGAGGCUGAGCAAUUGGCCGUUUGCCUGGUAGUUGACGCCGGUUCGCCUGCUGGUCUCGGAGGCUCCGACGUGGAGCUAGACCGAUGGUAUGCAGAGAAUGUGCAUUCCAUAGAGCUCGCGCCGUCAGCAUUUACAAACAACGCCAAAGACUAUCCUGUGUUGUCCAGACGGUUACAAAGCUUUCUAGGAGGUUUCUUCCCGCGCAAAACCAGAAUAAUUCUGAAAGACGACGAGCUGGAGAUGAGCACGGAUUCGUCGUUCACAAGAUCGACAAGUCGUGAUAUUCCUGAGCGCAAAGUGUGUGGUCAGUCUCAAGACGGCUGUAGCCCGGCAAGCACGAAAAGCAGCGAAGGCGAGACGAUCUCACCGGAAAAAGCUAAAGAAGGUUCACCUGCGAGGGUUGUUGGUGUGGUGGAUGGCGAAGUGCUAAAUAACGGGUCACUCGUUCUGCCGUCGGCCCACCAGCGCCAGGAUAUGUGCCGACAGUACCUUGGCGGCUUGUAUCAACGGAGAUGCCCACCGGACGUGAAGCAACGUUUCCAGAAAGCAUAUCUAGACUUCUUACAAGCGCCGUUGCAGCCACUACAUCAUCAUCUAGAGAGUCAAACCUACGAGACCUUCGAAGAAGAUCCUGUAAAAUAUGUACUCUACGAAGAUGCCAUCAAGGCAUGCAUAUGGGACAAGCUGGCUGCCGUAGCAUUAGUUCCAGAUUUUGCCACCCACGAAGCUGAAGGGGUUGUUGAGAAGAUGAAGGCUACUGUCGAAGAACAAGAAGGAGGCUCAUGCAGUAGCAGUUCCUGCUCUGUAAAGAUAGCAGAUCCAAACGAAGCAGGAGAAUGUGUAUCCGGACCUUCGACAACAGGCACGAGUUCUCUGACAGCAAUCCAAUCGCGCAUCGCUCUGCAAGAUUUCUCGCAAGCCUUUCCUUCUGAUGAUCCGCUCGUCUUGAUGGUUGUCGGCGCCGGACGUGGUCCUCUCGUUCAAGCCUGUCUUAAUUCGGUGGAAUUCUUCCAGAACAAAAUUUUUUCCUCUACUGCUACGGGAGACGAGGCCUCUUCUAGUAAGGCACCGAAUUUUCGCGUGUAUGCUGUAGAGAAAAACCCAAAUGCAGUAUUGACACUGCGGCACCGAAAUCGUUCUGAGUGGGCCAACGCUGUGGAGCUGAUAGGCCCUAUGGACAUGCGGAACUGGCAGACGGACGCUCGAGCAGACGUCAUGGUGUCAGAGCUCUUGGGUAGCUUCAGCGAUAACGAGCUAUCGCCCGAAUGCCUGGAUGGCGCGCAGCGCUUUCUACGUGGCUGCACUGAACAUGGAAUCAAUGAGCCGUCAUAUUACUCAACAGAUAACACCAAAACUAGCGACGCAGAGACCACAUUAUCGCAGGUAAGCAUGAUGACGCGGCGCCGAAAAAAUCUUAUCGGCACAAGCAUCCCGCAGCGAUAUAUCAGCACACUGCAGUUGAUAUCAUCGCCAAAAUUGUGGCAAGGCUUGAGAAAAAGCACUUCGAAGUUGGAACAGGGCUACGUGGUUGCCUUCCAGGAAGUUUUCCCGAUCUCAAGCUCUGAGCAUUGCCUGGAAUACGUACACCCGAACCCACGAAUCUUUGACGGCCACAAUGAUCGAUAUUGCGAAAUCACGCUCAAAGCUGAGGUAAACUUGAUGACGAAUUAUGACGAGCCUCCACAAGCUUCGCCCGGCUUCAAAUUCUUCACCUACUUCUUCUUCGCCCGCGGGCUACAGCUAGAGACAGCUCGCGGGCGGGGUAGUGCGUCUCGAUGAUUUGACUUUGGCGAGACUGCUGGCACUCACAUACUUAGCGACGUCGAUCCAGGGGAAGACGGGCGGGCUGCUUUCGAUUUUUUAUUGGACUGCCGGGGGGUCACGCAGAUUCCUCAGAGUUUGCAAGACACUCACGGCAGUCCAACAAAAAAACUGGAAGAGAACCACCAGACACGCAUAAGGACCCGCAGGGCCCAACCCAGGGCCCACUCCGCGAUGGCAGGCAAGAGGGAGGGCGGGGGGACCUUGGCGGGCCAAGAAAAAGCAACGCAUUGCCGCGCUGGCUGGGUCUCUCUACGUGCAACCGUUGCGACUCUCUCCUUCGUCUUUCGUCGGUCAGAGAGGUGUCGUCCGCAGGAGGGGCGUCAGCCUCGGCUCUCGGAAGCCCGACGCCCUUCGUCAGGCCGUCUAUCUUUCUUCUAUCGUCAGGCCGACGUCUUUCGUCUGGCCGACGUCUUUCCUCGUCAGGCUGAUGGCGUUUCGUGUCGUCGGUCAGAUGUCUCUCGUGAGUCUUCUUGCGUCAGACUUCUAUACCCAACUUGCGCCCCUACCCCCUUCGGGAAUUUUGGCGGCUUCUUUCCGGGGGCCUUCUCGCAAGUUUCUGGAAGGAAACGGUCGGAGGCUGUCGGGACUCGUUCUGGCGUGGCGGAGAUUAUAGGCAAGCAUCUUGAGGAAGAUGCGGACUAAUCUCCGUUGGGGUAGGGGCGGAGUUUCGGUUCGGUGAUCACUGGGGUGAUUAAUAUACAUAGAUGAACGAUAUACUUUUUCUUGCAAUGUUUUAGGCCUCUCAAUUAUCCUAAUUAUAUAUGAAACGUAUUAGUAGAUAUCAAACCUGUGCUUGUUGAAUUUACCGCAUUAGUUACUUUUCGCCAGGAUGCCGUCUUUUUUCUCGACCACUCGGCAGAAAUGCUGAGAUAUGGAGAAGAACUGCAUUUUCAAAUUAAGCCGCAGUCUGAUCUUCGAUGGAUUUAUUUUAUACUGACUACUCGAAUCUGCUGGUGUUGUCCAACGACAACUACGUAUCAGAGAAGUAUCCACUGUUCGACACCAGUCAUGUUCAUGUUUGUUGUUGUGCAAUCCAACGUCCUUGAAAUCACAGGCCGACUCCUUAUGUCACGGUUUCGCAGCGUACUUCCACUCCGAUUUGUAUGUUUCCGAAUCUGGCGAAACGAGAGUCGAGAUGAGCAUUGAUCCAGUGACUGAAACUGACGAGCUGAUCAGCUGGUUUCCCAUGUUUUUUCCGCUAAAGCAGCCAUUGUCGUUGCGCAGUGGGGAAGAAGUAAAAGUCGCAUUAUGGCGGCUCUCCGAUGCGCGACGCGUGUGGUACGAGUGGGCAGUCUUGAGUCCCUUGUGUGCGGGUGGAGGAGUGCACAAUCCGGGCGGCCGAAGUUACAGCAUUUACAAGUGAAGCUGAAGGUAGGGAUACUUUCUUUUUCCUUACAGGAUUGGUUGGAUAUUCUUUUAAUAUAUCGCCAGACUUACCAACAAAGGGAAGCCAAAAUUCCUUGGGCGUGCUUAAACCUAGCUUUCCUAAUUAUAUUCCCCCUCUUAUACUACCCUGGGAAAUCUCAUCUACACAAUCGGUUUC